CUGGAUCGGUUCGGUCGUGUUUUCAACAAUCGCUUUUCCCUCGACCCGCGGCUUAAGUGUUAGGCACAGUUUUUUUUGUGCCUGUUCACUAUCAUUGCUUCUCGUGCUGUUUGUCUAUUUUUUGCGUGCUGCUCCCUUCUGUUAUCAGUGAGCAUAUCUUCCUGCCAGCCAGUAGCGCUGUGUAUGCCAGUGUCUGUUUGUGUACUCCUUUAUCAAUAACUUUUUCCUUUUUCGACAGUGCUUGCGUUCGUGAAAAUUCAUCUGUUUUGUGCGUAAAGUAAAGGAUAAGAAUAUCUACUCCUUCCGAGCAACUGGCCAUCAUCAGCAACAUUAUGAAAGGAAAUAAUUAACUGACCAAUCCUACUGAAAGAACUGUGUACACUCUUCGCAGUGAAGUAAUCGUUUUAUUUUCCUUCUUGUUCUUUCAAAUUGCUUUCGGAAAAUUGUUAUGCUACUGCAGAUGAUGUUGGGCUCAAAAUGUAGCAACUAGCGUGGCGUACAGUGACGUAUUUACUAGCAACUCUCGAAACGGGCCAAAACCAAAAUCGAACCAAUUGUGUGGAUACAGUCCGCACGGCUGCGGCAUCAAUUGAGGACCGGAGUAGAUCUGUAACCAAGGGGCAGACUGAGUGUGUUUGAUUGUCCAAAUCAACUUUGAUAGUGAUUGGGAAUUGGUCCCAGGAUAGUGCAGUGUUUUAUGGACUGAAACCAUGUUUUCGGUGAAUGAAGGGAUUGCUGAAAUAGUCUGAACCUAAUGGUGUAUAAUAAAGUGAAGCAAGCAAUAACUCAAUAUGAUACGUUUGUGAUGGAAAUAGAAUAAUCAAUUUUGUGCAUCCAAUCAACGUAGAUUGAAUAACCUGAUAAGAAAUGUGCGAAGGUUGCAAAUAUGUUGUUAAGUGAAAAAGUUUACUUGAGGUGCGACUACCGGAAAAAAAUAUCGUCUGCUGUAGGAAGGCCAUCCAGAUAAUUCUUUAAACGAGUAGAACAAAGUUGAACAAAUUUUCACAAUGGCGUGGAAUACUACCGAAUUUGAGUCUUUGGAGGCUCCAAGAUCGUUUAAUCGAGAACAUGUGGGAUUGAAAAAACGCGGUGCAUCGGUUUUUCUACUACUUUGUUCAAUCAUCAACAUUUGCCCCAGCAUAAGCUUAGAGAUCAACGAUACACUUAUUACACGAAAGCAUAAACAAUUCACGAUGGAUGAGUUGCUCAGCACGAAGUUCCCGAACAAGAUAUCAAACGACAUUGAUAUGGAUCCUUGCAAAUCAAGUGGAUUCCUAGGCGACAUCGCACUGCCAAACAUUAAUUACGAAACCGAGUGGCAAAAACAAAGACUGAAUAAAUCGUUCCAGCUGGAGCUGGAAAAACUCAAACAGGAGGUAUACCAUGAAGGUCUACAAGUAGAAGAGGAAGGGUUAACCGAUAUUAUCCGCAAGAAAACCAAACAGCUGACGCCGGAUUUGAUAAGCACUGGGAAUAGUAACCUAGGCCACCAGGCCAGUAAAAAGCUUAACGAUCCAACGAUAGACAUUUCCGCAUCUCAACCCAUCGAUCACAAAUCACUAAAUCAAAAUUCUCACCGCCAUGAGGACAACGAUAAUGCAAUAAUUGAUAGCUACUACGGUCAAUCGCAAAUAAAAGCAACCAUCAUCGACAAUAACGAUAACAUCAUCAGAAACGCCAACGCUAGUCGCACUGAGCAUAAAACUGAACAUCAGUCCUCACCAGACCAAUUGCUCUUAGCCCACUCAUUGCCAAAGGGGUUCACAUCAAAUGGAAACGAUAGUAACGUUGACAAAGAUAAGAAAAGCGGUAAAACAGCGGAUGCUCGUAAUAUUGACCAUAAUCGCAUUCAAUCUGAUACGAAGGAUAUCAUUAUCGAUGAUUCAAGUAACAACAUAAUCAGCAAUAAUCACGGGAAUAGGAAGAUUGCGCUAACGGCACUUUCUACGCCUACGACAACAAUGAAAACAAUCCGUACGACUCAGGCCAACCGAUUUAGUAAUGCAGGGGGCAAUGGUAGAACUUUGGAAGACGUCCAGGUGCUAAAUGGUGAUGGCAGUAUAACUACACACAAACGUCAUCAUCGGCGUCGGCGGCAGGGCAGUGGCCGUAAAAAUAAUGGCACGAGAGAGCAGCUAUCCGAUAAAUCCCGGCGGAAACCUGCCGAUGCAAAUUCAGACACGUACAGAGCCCGGUUAGAAAGAUUGAAAAGUGAGCUAAGCAAUCCAACCCUUUCAAUCGAUGAUCCUAAUUUGAAAGUAUUAAAACGGGAACACAAAAAGGUUUUUAAAAGCAAGCAGACCUCAUACAGAGUGAAGUCGAAAAGCAAAGCUUCGCAUUCGAAGCAGCCGCAUGUACAGAAGGAGCAUAAUAAGCAAUUUGGAAAAAGUAACGAACAGAAGGGCAGAAAAAUGCCCACCCAUGAAAAAAGUGAUGCUAGCAGACAUGAGUAUACCCGCAUCCUGGAUGACAUCAUCAUUGAAGACAAAGGACCAGACGUGGGAGACUUGCCCGUAGGUGCAUUAAUGAAGGAUUCAAAUGGAAAAACUGUUGAAUCGUCACUCUCGUCAGCACAUAAAGCAACUGAAGGAAAUGGGCAAACAAAAAUGCAUUCAUCGCAACCUGUUGAUGAUAAAAGCAAGGGCCACCAUCAUCGAGCGACACGUGCAGCCACAGCAAAGAAGGAACGAAUCUGGGACUUUGGUGUCAUCCCGUACGAGAUCGAUGGCAAUUUCAGUGGUUUACACAAAGCCCUCUUCAAACAGGCGAUGCGUCACUGGGAGAACAAUACGUGCAUUAAAUUUGUCGAGCGUAAUCCGAUAGAGCAUCCUAACUAUAUCGUCUUCACCGAACGGCAAUGCGGCUGUUGUUCGUUUGUGGGAAAACGUGGCAAUGGACCACAGGCCAUCUCGAUCGGUAAAAAUUGUGACAAGUUUGGCAUCGUUGUACACGAAUUAGGACACGUGGUUGGUUUCUGGCAUGAGCAUACACGGCCGGAUCGUGAAAAUCAUGUGGUGAUUGAAAAGAACAACAUAAUGGUAGGCCAGGAAUAUAAUUUCAACAAGCUGACCGAAGACGAGGUGAAUUCUUUGGGUCUGCCUUACGACUACGAUUCUAUUAUGCACUACGCACGGAAUACUUUCUCCAAGGGAACCUAUCUGGAUACUAUAUUUCCGAUUGAAAUACCCAGCCGAAAGCGGCCCGAGAUCGGUCAACGGCUACGACUCAGCGAGGGAGACAUUGCGCAAGCAAACUUACUUUACAAAUGUGCCAAAUGCGGUCGCACGUUUCAGGAUAACUCGGCAUCGUUUACCUCUCCCAGCUAUUAUUCCGUUUUGCCGCCGAGCGAUCCGGAAAGGUGCGAGUGGCGAAUAACAGCCACGCACGGAGAGAGGAUUGUUCUCAACAUCACCGACCUGGACAUCUACAAAUCGAAUAACUGCCGCUCAGAUUAUUUAGAAAUCCGCGACGGUUACUGGCACAAAUCACCAAUCCUCGGCAAGUUUUGUGGGUCCGGCAAAGUAAACGAUCUGAUCAAAUCAACAGGUAGUCGAAUGCUUCUCACGUACACCACGACAUUCCGGCAGGCCAACAUGCGAGGAUUCGCCGCCAGCUAUGAGGCUGUUUGUGGGGGCAACGUCAACUUGGAAAGUGGCGGGCGGCUUGAAUCACCCAAUUACCCAAUGGACUAUUUACCCAACAAAGAGUGUAUUUGGAAAAUCACUGUCCCGAAAGAUUACCAAGUGGCGUUGAAGUUCCAAUCAUUCGAGGUGGAAAAUCACGAUAACUGUGUGUACGAUUACGUAGAAGUGCGCGAUGGCGAUUCAGCGGAGUCGCGAGUCAUUGGCGUGUUUUGCGGCUAUAAAAUACCACCGGAUAUGAGAUCAACAACCAACAAAAUGUUCGUUAAAUUUGUAUCGGACGGGUCGGUCCAAAAGGCAGGCUUCUCCGCAACCUUCAUGAAGGAAGUAGACGAAUGUGAACGGAUGGACCAUGGUUGCGAACAUGAGUGUAUCAAUACACUCGGAGGAUAUGAGUGCGCCUGCUACAUAGGAUAUGAGUUGCAUAGCGAUAAAAAGUCAUGUGAGAAUGCCUGUGGCGGAACUCUGAAGCAACUGAACGGGACCAUCCUAUCACCUUCGUUUCCGAACGAAUACCCUAUAAUGAAAGAAUGUGUAUGGGAAAUCAUUGCACCAGUGCAGCACAAAAUAACCCUUAACUUCACCCACUUCGAGCUAGAAGGUAAUACGUUCUACCAAGCCUCGGAAUGCGAGUAUGACUCGGUAACCGUUUACUCAAAGUUGAACGAGGACACGCUGAAGCGACACGGAGUAUUUUGUGGAACAAAAAUCCCACCUACGAUCACCUCCGAGGGAAAUACACUUCGGGUGGAGUUCAAAUCUGAUAAAACGAUACAAAAGUCUGGAUUUGCAGCCGUUUAUUCAACCGAUGUUGACGAGUGUGCAGUUAACAACGGUGGAUGCCAACAUGAGUGCAAAAAUACUCUUGGAUCAUAUGUUUGCUCCUGUCAUAAUGGCUACACUCUUCACGAUAACGGACAUGACUGCAAAGAAGGAGGCUGUAAGUACGAGGUAACGUCUCCGAAUGGGCAGAUUUUCAGCCCCAACUAUCCGGACUAUUAUCCGCCCAAAAAGGACUGUAUUUGGCACUUCACAACAACUCCUGGACAUCGAAUUCGGCUAGUGUUCAACGUUUUCGACAUCGAACCUCACCAAGAAUGUGCCUACGAUCACAUUGUUAUCUACGAUGGAGAUUCUCCGGAAAGUUUUGCUCUCGGACGCUUCUGUGGAGCCAAACUUCCCCAUCCACUGUCUUCUACAUCUAAUGAGAUGUACAUGGCAUUUAACACCGAUACCAGUGUUCAACGCAAAGGCUUUUUCGCAAGUCAUUCGACUGCCUGUGGAGGACAUUUGCGUGCCACCAAUAAGGUGAAACAUAUCUACUCCCAUGCUAAGUAUGGAGCCGGAAUGUAUGACAAUGGUGCCGAUUGUGAAUGGUCUAUCGAAGCAGACAGGGACAAAAAUGUGCAACUGAAGUUCCUAACGUUCGAUGUCGAAGAAGAGCGGAUGUGUUCUUAUGAUUACGUUGAAGUAUAUGGUGGACUGGACGACGCAAGUGGACCAUUGCACGGGAAGUACUGUGGGAAUAGUAAUCCGCCAGAAAUUAUCUCGAUGAAUGAGGCGCUAUUGGUUCGCUUCCGCUCAGACGACACAGUCGGUUUCAAGGGUUUUUCCGCGUCAUACGUCGCAGUGAGCCCUUUUGGGGACGGCCUUUCGACGGACGAAGAUCUGUCGGAAAGCGCCGAAAUUACACCCUUUCCAGGUUCACUCAAAAACACCGUCAUCGAGCCGGAAGAAGACGUGGACGAGGACGAGGAUGAAGAUUAUGAAAUUUUCUUCCACCAUCGUCAUCUGAACCCCAAAGUACGCUUCUCGGUGCGGAAUGAGAUACGAUCGUCUCAAGUCAUCGACUGAAAUAGGCCUAAACGUGUCGGUUUCAGGCGCAAAAUUAAUUAGUUUGCACCGGCGCGCGACGCGAUGUGAGAAAAAACAUUCUGAAUGCCCGAAGCGAUUACAUAUUUUUGCGUACAAACAUGAGUUCAAAUAGUUUAGAAUUUUUUUUGGGGCGCGUAGUACAAACGGGACUAUUUUCUAUGGAUUCUACAUGUAGCGUAAUGAACAAAACACUAUGCUAAUGUGUACAAAACCAGGUGUAUAACCAGAAGGGACACCUAAAGUUUACACGCCAACGCUUUCCGUUCUGUGAACAGCGCAAGCUUCCUUCGUUCUGUUGUUUUUGUUUCACUCUUCGGGGGCUGAACUAGCCCGUAAUCGAUAUUUUUUAUUCAAAUCAUUAGGGCCCCUUACACGAAGCGCUAGUAAUGUCAUUACUGAUCAGUAAUGUCACUUUUAAUGAUCGUGUAAGGUGAGUAAUUACGGAAUUCCCAUGGGACAUUGCAAGAUGACGUCAUAUGAGUAAAAAUGACAGUUCAACGAGCUUGUUUACAUGGUGUUUUUUUAUUCCACCCAGUACAAAAAACUUGGUUUGAAUUCUAAAUCCAUGUAAACAAGCUCUCUGAACUGUCAGAAAAGUGAGGUUAUACAUUUUCAUGCAAUGGUCUAUACAUUUCCAGUAAUCACAUUACUUAGUAAUGACACUCUUAUUGCGCGUGUAAGGGGCCCUAUUGUAUUUACUAGAAUGUUUGUAAUUCAGCACUUAUAUUUAAAUGUGUAUUGGGAUACACACGCGCUCAUCUCAGCUCCUAUAUUUGUCUCAUUCUAUCAACAAGGAAUACAAAACGAUUUCACCAAAUAAACCGAUUGAGUAGUGAUAUUGAAAAUAAUAUUUUUUCGAAUUUGAUGCCCAGUUUACAUUAGCGUUACUAUAUUCAGAGUUAGGUGGACACAAAGCCGGAAAACUGGCACCUCUUAUUUCAGGAAAAAAAAACACUGGCAUCCCAUGCAAAUGUUCAAGCUCUAGCUUAAUAACUUCAUUGUCGUCGUGAGUAAGAGCUUUACCUGUACGUAUAGAAAACCAAUUCGAAGAUCUAAUGCUAUGAUUUAAUACUUCUGCGAAUAUCUCUAGCGGCCAAUUUCUUCUUCUUCUUCUUCGCUUCUGUUUGGCUUGUUUGUGAAACAAAGCCCAAAAUGGCACAGCAUAUAAAGCUAUAUUGCCAGUUAAUCUUCGUUUAUAGUCCAAUGGACUUUACUUUCUGUGACUAACCGACGAUAAACUCGCAGCGCCACAAAAUUGGUCCACCACAGCACGAGUAAUUCGCCCAAUCAAGGUGAAAAAAGCGAAUUAUCUAGCACUCGGUGAAAACCAACAUGUCGACACUUUGAAAUUUUCACCGGAAGUGGCCAAUUUCUUCACUUGGAUGAAAACCGGUUUUCGGCUAAUUGGCCACCUGCAACCCGAAAACUGGGUUUCAGUGCGGUUUUCAUCCAGUGAAGACAUUGGCCAUAGGUGUUACAGAUUUUUUUGGUUAUUUUCAUUACUCUGCACUCGACAACACAAGCAAGGAAAGAGUAAAAUAAUUAUGACCAUAAUCACAAUACCUUUUUCAUAUACAUCCAAAAAGAACAUGUUAUGUGACGUCAUACUCGAUUGGCUCCGGCAUUUGACAUGUUCAGUUGGCUCCGCUCAGUGUCUCACCAUAACUAUGAAUAUAGUAACUAUAGUUAAGUCGCGUCUUUGAUUUCUGAGUUAGUUUCUGCCUCAAGCGAAAACAAUGGAAUUGAAGGUAACCAUUUUAUCUGCAUUUCUCUCCACAUAUAUCUCGCUGGAGAAUAACUAGUUUUCCAAGUAAUGAUUUGGUUUCGCAUUCCGGCAGAGAUGCCAGGUACUUUUUCAAAUGUCUGCAAUAAUAAUUUUAAAAGUCUGGGAAGAACAAAAAAUAUCAGGAAAGCUAGUGUAACCAAAAGCCUUUAUAUUCAAAAAUCUGCAAAUAUCUGCAACAAAACUAAAAAAUCUGCAAAAAUCUGCAACCAAACUAGAAAAUCUCCAAAUAUCUGCGUCAUCGAAAAAAUCUGCAGCUUAAAUUAAAAGUCUGCGAAUUUGCAGACUUGUCUGCAAAUCUGGCAUCUCUGCAUUCCGGUCUAGCUGAAGCUCAGUAACACUGCAUGUUUUGCUCAAUUGAUCUAAAAUAGCAUACACGAAACCACCCACUGAGACGUCCAAAAAAUUGUUUCAAAAUCGUUCAACACGGGUCCAACGAUGGACGUUCGUUGAACGGUUAUUUGGACGUUGUCCAAAUUGGUCCAACGAACGUCCUUCAUCGGACGAUUUUGAAACCAACCGUUCUUAGAGGGCACAUACGGACUUCCGGUGAAAAUUUCAACGUGUCGACAUGUUGGUUUUCACCGAGUGCUAGAUAAUUCGCUUUUUUCACCUUGAUUGGGCGAAUUACUCGUGCUGUGGUGGACCAAUUUUGUGGCGCUGCGAGUUUAUCGUCGGUUAGUCACAAAAAGUAAAGUCCAUUGGACUAUAAACGAAAAUUAACUGGCAAUAUAGCUUUAUAUGCUGUGCCAUUUUGGGCUUUGUUUCACAAACAAGCCAAACAGAAGCGAAGAAGAAGAAGAAACCACAUACAAACAGAAUUGUCCCACAAAAAUAUCGUUCCGCUCAUUUUGCAAGCAUGCUAGCUCCAUCCUUUGGACACGGUUCCAAACACUAAUUUGGAAGUGGAUUAUCCCGCAUGAUCGGGAAUAAUGUUUCACUAGUUGUUUGUCCCCAAUUUACUUGUGUAUAUGGAUAACGUGACGUCGUUAUCAACAGUCCCAAGUAAAAAUAUAUUUAAAGUGACCAUAAAUGCUAGUGUACGAGGAUUAUGUAUGUUCAUCUAUGGCCGAAUCGAUAUAUACAACGGUUGACUUGCGAGCUGUAUUGGUAAUUGUUUCCUGGAAUUUUUCAUGACGCUACAAUAAAAUGAAUCGAGAUCCCUCAAAAUAGAUUUCACAAUACUAAUGGGUUUUACAAUACUGUUCUGCCCAAUGUAAUCUUCUACCAACCAACCAAUUUUCGCUGAAUGUUCGAUGGAUGCUUCUUCAAGCAGUUAUGCAAAUACGUGGGCCAUAAGCUCCGUCCUAUUUUGCACCCGCUGUGGAUAAUUCAGCCUUUGGAUCAAAAAUAACGCCGAGGUCAUUCGCCAGUGUAAUCCUGUUUUCAUGUUAUGGGGACUAAUUACUAAUUUUGAAGAUUGAAGCAAUCGCACGGUGGCGCACAUAGUUUUGCCAAAGAGUUAUUCGAAGACCAAAUGAAUACGACUUUAUGAAAACUGUAGUCUAUGGGUCGAUUUCUUCACCCUCGUUUAACUGUUCAACCGGGUUUACCGGUACAUUAAUUCUGGUUUAAAUGUUAAGCGUAGGUGAAGAAACGAACGCAAACAGCCUCCUCCUGUCUGAGAUAUUUUAAAAAGGUAAGCUACGAUGCAAUCUGAAAAACAGCCCUUAGGGCCGAUUUCUUUAUCCAUGCUAAACUUUUAAACCAUGCUUAACGGUGUGUUAAACCUAGAUUAGAACGUAAGCGUGAGUGAAGUAAUCGGUCCAUAUAAAUGAAAGAAGAAGACAUUUAUUUCGUUUACCCCAAUUGUAUACACAAAUGUUUUUAAAGGGCCUACUUCGCAACUGAUUAUUUCAGUUCAGAAAGUGCUAUCUAAUCUUUAUUAUCAAACUUUAAAAGUUUUACAAAGAAUACAUUCACGAGAAAUAGAAAAUAAAAAAGCAGUUCUGAGGAACAAAAUUAGGAUAAAUGAAAAAUUAAAAACGGUGGUGAUACACCUAUAACUUCUUCCGCAAAGCUGCUUGGAAUAAUUUUAAUUUUGCUGCGAAUUGGAAUCUUAUAUCUCAUCACAUUCAGAAAAUAGCGUUCGAAUUAACCUUAUAAGAGCAAAACGAAAUUAUUGUUUUUAUUUUGAUUGUAAUGGUUUUAAUUUUUAAGUAUUGUUUUAAUCUCUUGAAAAAAUCUCUUACCCUAUGUGCGGGGUUUAGAAUCGAACCCAGGUCAAAGCACUCAAAUAUUUCUUCACCCAUGCCUGACUUUUAAACCCCAUUUUUAAGCAACGGUAAAGCAGGUAUAAAAGUUAGGCGUAGCUGAAGAAAUCGGCCCUAAAAAUUGUUAUUCUCUUAAAUUAUGGAUCUGGAUGACUGUGUGGCGACCCUUUCAUGCGAACUUUUUCCUAGUGCAUUAUAUGAUUCUAUAUUUUCAUGGUGUGCCCAAAAUUGCUAUUUACAAAAAAUGACCACCAAUUCGGCAAUCAAGCUUUGAAAGAUAUAGUAUCCAAGCAUGUUUUCGGUAAAUUUCGAAAUGAUCUAUCGGGAGAAUCGAAUGAUAUAACGAAUCGAAUGUCACUUUCCUAAGGAUACACGCAUACAUCAAUAGAUUUGGUAUGAUCUAUAUUAACAAAAAACCUGUGUCCAUUUAAUUGAUAGAUGGCAUUGGAUACAGUAUUGAUGUAUUUCCUGGGCAAAUUUGAAUUAUUUUCAUUGACGGAAUCGAAAGUUGUAGCGAUGAAAAUUUGUAUACGUCAGGCAUUGCAUUUAUCGCUCAUAUGAGUAAAUGCGCCCGGAUAGUUUGCUACUGCGACAAUAAAAACUCACAUUUUCACACGAAAAGUUACUGGCACUCACACAACUUCUCCGGAUAAAUACAACGUGUUAUUUCUCCGGAUAAAUAAAACAGCCGGAGAAUGAGUGAAUGAGCUUAUCACGGUAUCCUUCUUGCGUUCCCUACUUUGCUGUCGUUAUUCCAAAACACGAUAAAUCAAGUCUAUCAUACUUCUUUGCCGCUUUUCUUUGUAAUUAAGUGUAUUUUUUGCAGUUUUAAUUGAUUUCCACGAAAUUAAAAUUUUAUCACCUUAUCCGGUGAGAAAGAAAAAGUCAAAUAAAUUUUAUCCGGAAAAUCAUUCUCGCGCCAUUUGUAGAAACGGAGAAUUUUGCGACUCAUCUUAUCUCGGAAAAGUUGGACAUCGGAUAAUCUACUUCUCGCGUGAGUGAGAGAGAAUUACAAUGCCUGGUAUACGUACAUGGACGGGUUUUCACCAGACUUUAUGCAUUAAUCCAUCCAUUAAUCAUAUAUGUCUUGGUUUUAAAGAAACCGUAACCCGUAACAUUUCAAUUCAUAUUUAUUAUGCACCAAAGGUGUCAUUUAAAUGCUGCGCUGAAAAAAAAUGAGAAUAGGGUAGACUAUCCAACGUUAUAGUAAGACGGGCAAAUCAAUAAAUUCGGAAUAAAAGUUGGAAUUCUUUCUUCAAAUGACCAUAUCUCAGCGGAAAAUACGUUUUCGUUUAAACUGGUCAGAUCAAGAAACGCGAAAAACUCAUUUGAUAAUGAUAGGCGUUUUCCUGGAAGUGCUAGAAGCUGCUUAUCCCUAUCCGAUGCUCAAUACGAUUCGACUAGAAUUUUUACAUUAGUUCAAUUGCUUGGAAAAGGCCAAAGUCAAAACCAGUUAAAAAGGGGUAGGUUUUACCAGUUCAACGUUUAAAAAUCGAAGAUAUAUCAAAAUAUUAUUUUUCACCGCUAACUGAUACUCUCCCUGGCAGCACUGCUCCAUAUGAAUCCAACCAAAGUAUUUGCAGUAAUUUCAGUUCUGCGGAUAAUACUUACAAACUGUUGGCGCUCAAAUGAUAGUUAAUUGUCAGUUAUUAGCCUUAUCGUAAUCCGGGGUGACUUUGACCACUCGAAACUUUUUUCGUACAUAGCUUAAUAAACCAGAAUAGUCUACCGAAUAAUUUUAAUUUGAAUUGAUUUUUACUCUAAACUUAUAAAAUACUGAUUUGUUAUACUUUUUGAGUAUAUUGUUCGGUUUUUGGGUACAAAAACUACAAAAAACCGAAAUUUGACUUUACCUGAUUUUUACGAAGCUUCGUUAAGUGUCUAUUUUUUAUAAAACAAAUAAAUCUCAGAUUUGAGCAAGAGUAAUAAAUUUUAUUUUGCUUUAGAUUGGGAUAUGCUAAAUUUAGUUUUAAGAGUUUGUUUAUUUUUAAUACAUUUUUGUGAAACUUGUUGGCAGUUAUUUCAAAUUAUUUUAAGCUAAAAUUCGCAACAUUUUUUUAUUGUUCAAUAUUCCAACGUGUUAAAAUGGAUGAAACUUUUUGUACAUUGAUAAAACAUUGAAACAAAACAAUUUUAGUAGUUUUAAAGGUUUUCAGAAUCUUUUAUUCUAGUUGGACACAAAUUAUACGAAUUUUGGUUACUCGAAUUUUACAGCACAUUGAAAUACUUUGUAUAAUACUAAUUAACAUCUACCCAGGUAACCAAUAAGCAUGCUGAAUGCGUCUUAACGGCUACUUGAUAAGCACUUAAGUCGUUUUAAAUGCUAUUUAAAAGUCGCUUUUGGCAAAAUAUACGGCUACAUUACUGCUGUGCUAUGAAAAUGCUUGUUUACUACUGUUGGGCAUUCAGAAUGCUGCUUACUGGCAAGAAGUUUUUAAACAGUUUUUCAAAUGCUGAUUAACAACAGUUAUGCAUAACGAAUGCCAGCAUACUGCUAGAAGCAUCCGGAAUGCAAAUUUUACGCUACUUUACUGCAUACACUAAUGCUUGUUGGUUACCUGGGUACUUAACAAUGAGUAUCUUUCCAGAAUUAGUUUAAACAAACAUUUGAAUGAAAAGCAUUGACAUCAAUAACUUAAUGUGGGUGAACAUGCAGGCUAUCAAAGUCACCCCGAAACACGAAAACGGACUUCAAUUUGAAAUAAUUUUUGAAAAAAUAGUUGUAAGCGGACAAUUUUAGGUAAAACCAUCCAAUCUUGUUCUCCAUACAUCAAUACAUGGUUUAAAAAUAUUAAACUCGAAAAAAAUGUGUUGCGUCUAAAAAUAUGUAAUGAUUACUUCGAAAAGUGAUCAAUGUCACCCCGGUUUACGGUACUUAAUUUUGUAAGCAAAUCUUGCCUAAAUCAAACGUUAUAUACGUUGUUUACAAACAACAUGGGCAUGAAAGGGUUGAGCCCAAGAUCACACCAAUACGAGUUUUUCGUUGUUUCGAUCAGAGUGUAUGUAAGGAGAGUGAAGACAGCUGUCGUGAUAUUCCAAACGAACAAACGACCUCUCAAAAUACAUGGAUUUGACUCGUUUGGAAUGACACUGACAAAUAAUCAUUGUUCCAAUUUUGACAUUAUCGUCACUCUCCUUAUAUGCACUCAGGUUUCGAUUACAAAGGUUGUUCCUCUGUGCGGGGAUCUAAAACCGAAACCAGUUGAGCUGCGUAUCCGGCAAUCGACUUUCUAACUAUGCUACGCUAGCCCUAGCAAAAGUGUUUUAAUUGAACGGAGCUUUGCGUGUUAUCUUUUUCUGAGAAAAAGUGUCCGUCGAUACUUUUUAUUGCACGCUUAUUUUUCCUGCUAAACUGAAUAACAAUCUGUCUUCAGCUAUUUUAGCAAAAUUCUUUUUUAUAUCAAAAUAGCCUGGUACAUUUAUAUUGAGGUUUAGAUAUAUUUUAUAUAAACUCAAAUGCAUCAAGGGUAUAUAAACUCAAAUGCAUCAAGGGAAAAUGACGUGAAACACGAUUUAAUGCAAUCAUCAAAUGCACCAAACACAAUAAUUUAUAAACAAAAACAACCUAUAGCACUAACUUGCAACCUCGUAGUUUCUGAAUAGAAUAAGAUUGGAAAGUUGAAGUUUUUAACUCGUGUAUUUCUCGUGAAUGUUUCCGCAAAUCAAAGAUCAAAUAUUUAUGCGUAUCAAAAGAAAGCGUUCAAAAUAAGAAUAGAAUUUAAAAAUAUUAGAUAAUAGUAGUUAUAAAAAACGUGUACGUUCGAACAAUAAAUAUAUAAGAAUUCAGGAAUCAUCCUUAUAACGAUAAGAGCCAUCGUAAAUGUAGUUCUACGUUAAUUUAUCAUUAUUUAGAAUUA
Molecule: messenger RNA, 13369 nt
Organism: Topomyia yanbarensis
Lineage: Eukaryota; Metazoa; Arthropoda; Insecta; Diptera; Culicidae
Product: protein tolkin-like
Exons: 12
Coding region: 1008-5495 (1495 amino acids)
Biological process (GO): proteolysis
Molecular function (GO): zinc ion binding; metalloendopeptidase activity; calcium ion binding
Source: RefSeq, a predicted model, not a curated record